GGGCAAAGCACCCCAGUCGGCAAGUCGCCGACGACUUGACGUGGGGAACACAAAAUAACGCGGGCAGCGCCACGCCAAGCGCGUUCCUGCCGGGGGGCGGACACAGAGACAGAGAGCGGAAGGAGACCGGAAGGGAAAGAGAUGAGCUCCUCCUCCUCGGCGUCGGCCGUGCCGCCGGAGGACGACGUCUGCUCCGUCUGCCACGACCGCUUCCGGAUCCCGUGCCAGGCGAACUGCUCCCAUUGGUUUUGUGGAGAGUGCAUCAUCCGUGUUUGGCAUCAUGGCCCUGCUGUACAUGCUUGCAAGUGUCCCAUUUGUCGCCGCCUUAUAAAUCUGCUAGUGCCUGCUGCUUUAUCAGAGCAGGAGGAUGAUCCACAAGCUCACCGUAUUUUAGGAGAGAUUCAACACUAUAACUGUAUAUUUGGUGGAGCACCACGCAGCCUGACUCAGAGGUUGCAAGACCUACCCUUCUUCAUUCGAAGACUGUUCAGAGAACUAAUGGAUCCCCAGCGAACUCUCCCACUUGUGUUCAGGGCACGGAUGAUGAUGAUGGUCGCAUUGAGUGCAAUUUAUGUGCUGAGCCCUGUCGACAUUCUUCCUGAAAGUAUGCUGGGGCUCCUUGGAUUCGUUGAUGACCUGCUCAUCCUGCUGAUCGUGUUCCUCCACCUUGCCGCUGUUUACCGGUCAUUGCUCCUAUACCGCCACGGCGGCCAGUAGAAGCUACAGUGCAUAACUCGAAUGCUUAGCUGGUUUCCAUGUGGAGUUUUCUGAGAUUGCAGCGGAUUUGGAAGAUUGCUAAGAUGACGAUGUGAAGGCCGGACGGCAUAGCCUGUCUGUACUAUUCUACUAUGCCUGUUUCCUGACAGUGACACGGUGAACUUUGGUUGGUUGAUGCAAGUGAACUUCCCUUCGUUUUCGUCGCAAAAAGCUGAAAGAAUUUGCCUUCGUUUGUUGGGCUUACUGUACAUAGAGUUAGACUACACUUGUCAUUUUCAUUUUUGCUUCCUUUCCCUUGGAAGUUGGAAUUGGAACCGAUGUUUGUAUUUCAGUAAGAGCAUAAUUCUUUCAAUGCUCUCUUACCCAAUAUAAUGUUUAGCUAUUUUGUAAAAUA
Messenger RNA from Sorghum bicolor (sorghum), 1111 nucleotides. RefSeq names its product E3 ubiquitin-protein ligase RNF170. NCBI's taxonomy places the organism in Eukaryota, Viridiplantae, Streptophyta, Magnoliopsida, Poales, Poaceae. Gene Ontology annotation, molecular function: ubiquitin protein ligase activity. The transcript has 5 exons. Bases 142 to 717 code for a protein of 191 amino acids. The record is from RefSeq and is a predicted model, not a curated record.